GUUCAGUGUGCGUGUGUGUGCCGCGCCGCGUGUGUGUACGUGUUGGUGUGUCAGUGACAGUGGCUUUAACACAGGAUACACAACAUGGCAUCGAAGCAGGGGUACCAGCCAGCCCCCACCACCGUCGUCCCCGCCUCAGGAGCAGGUGAACCGCCUCGAAGACCUGGCCUUAUGAGGAGGGGCAUCCAGUUCGGCAGCUUGGUCCUGGGCAUCCCCUGCGUCGCCUGCCUCGCGGUCUUCGGCGUGGUGUGUCUCCUUCUGCCGGGCGUCAUCUGGCUCUCGCUCCUGGACGAGGACGAUGACGAUGCGGAGGACGUGGCACCGGGCAUCAUCUUGGUGGCACUGGGAGCUUUCUUCUGCAUCAUGUCGGGCGCUCUGUGCUGCGUCAUCAAGAGGAAAUACAGAGAAUUCCACGACCAGAACUUCGGCAGCCCCGGCCGUGUCAUCGCUACCCCAGGCCAGCUACCCCCCCAGCAGCCCCAGCCCCCUCACCCCGCGGCCAUGCAACCCCCCCCUGCGGCCAUGCAACCCCCUCCUUCCGCCCCCUACCCCACGGCACCCGGCGAAGGGAUGGUGGUUCCGGAGCCCACAGUGCCAGAGGGCCAGAUGUACCCCCAUGUGCCUGUGGAUUACAACGCCGGCGCGCUGCCUCCCAAGGGGGGUCUUCCUCCGGAUCAGCCUCCUCCUUAUUCUCCUUGAGGAAGUUUGUCUCCGUCCCUCUUCCUCCCUCCUUUAUUCUUUCUUCUUUGUCCUUCUUUCUUGGUGAGAGGUUAGGUCCCCUUUCCCUCUCUCCUCUCUUCUGCCACACUUUUUUUUCGUGUGGCGUUAUUCCCCCUCUUUCUUUUCUCCUAUUUCCCCUCUUUCUUUUCUCCUCUGCUCCUUCCCCUUCUUUCGUUCUUUCCUUAUGUUUCCCUGCUUUAAAAUCUCCCAUUUAAGACAAUUUUUUUCCCUUUUUUCCUUUUUUUUCUUCUUUUUUAUCUCCCUUCUUACAAUGGGAAUUUUUGUAUUCAGUUUAGGUGCUUGUGAUCGGAUUCCAUAUUAAGAGUUUCGGAAUCUGCUUAAGGAAUCGUCUUUUGUUUCUUCUGUGGUACUUAGUAGGUUUAUAAAGGUUUAACAAAAAUCUAUGGAUUCUUCAACUUUAAGGAUUAUAUUAUUUUAUUUUGAAUGUUUUUCAGCCCUUCCCAUUGCUCACAUAUCAUUAGUGUUAUUGAUAUUAUUAUUAUUAUUAUUAUUAUUAUUAUUAUUAUUAUUAUUAUUAUUAUUAUUAUUAUUAUUGCUGUUGUUAUUAUUAUUGUUAUUACUAUUAUUGUCAUUAAUUCAAUGAUAUCAGAAUCAUUUUUAUAUUCUUAGAAAAAAUAAAGGAAUUUAUCAUCAUUGACGUAAUAACACUACAAUGUCUAAUAUUACUUAUGACUCAUAAACACUAGUGACGUCAUAUAUAUCUAAAUAUCAUUUAUUUUUAUAUGAUGAUACUGAUGUGAAUAGAUAUAUCAUCUUCAUUUCUAUUCUUAUAACACGAGAAAAAAAAUUAUUCAGGAAGAAUUAUUAAUCUUGUCUUGCCCUUUUUUAUUUAUAUUUUUAUUUCAACACGCAGACGACAAAGUGACGUCAUACUAGAAGUAUUUCAGUGCCAUCUACGUUAUGACGUCAUAGUUUAUGAUGAGGUUCCAAUUAGGGAUUAUUGCACAUUUUGAUCCAUCGUAUUCCCUUCAUGAGUAAAUCACAUUAGAUUCUCAUUAUCCUUAUUAAAUCAAUGUUUACACCUGCUACUUACCUUAAGCAACACGUAGAUUUUUUAUUUUACUUUUUAUGGCUUCUCGAAAGGUGCUAUGGAAGACUUAACUGUACCUUAAAUGUUUGUCUGUUUCAAGGUCAAACGGUUCGUAGGUUAAGCUUAUCGGAGAGACAAAAGCAAAGUCAGUUUUCUUUGUCUCUUGUCUAUAGUGUGUUUGUUAGCCAUGUUGUAGAGAGAUGUCUCUAUUCAUUUGUUUUGUACUGGUUUAUACAGUAUAUUAAAUACACUUCGCUAUAUUUUU
Penaeus vannamei (Pacific white shrimp) is the source of this 2036-nucleotide messenger RNA. RefSeq lists its product as uncharacterized. The record is from RefSeq and is a predicted model, not a curated record. NCBI's taxonomy places the organism in Eukaryota, Metazoa, Arthropoda, Malacostraca, Decapoda, Penaeidae.